Molecule: messenger RNA, 1530 nt
Organism: Fusarium vanettenii 77-13-4
Lineage: Eukaryota; Fungi; Ascomycota; Sordariomycetes; Hypocreales; Nectriaceae
Exons: 5
Coding region: 1-1530 (509 amino acids)
Biological process (GO): transmembrane transport
Cellular component (GO): membrane
Molecular function (GO): transmembrane transporter activity
Source: RefSeq, a predicted model, not a curated record
AUGGAAAAGGGAGAGAAUGACGCCGGCUCCUACCGUGUUGCAUCCAACACUACGUACGAUGCGCAUCAGGACGUUUUAGGUGGUGAGGAUGUCAACCCUGUCCUCAUGGCCAAGAUGCAUCUCGUCAAUGACGCAAUUGACGAGAUCGGCUGGACAAGCUUCCACCUGAAGCUCUUCUGCCUCAGCGGCUUCGGCUACGCCGUCGACUCCCUAGUCGCUGUCCUUCAGGGCAUCGUCGCCUCCCAGGCCUACGCCGAGAUUGGCUACAAUGGUUACCCGACCGGUCUCACAAUUGCCCUGUACGCUGGUCUCCUUGUCGGCGCUCUCUUCUGGGGCUUCGGCGCAGACAUAGUCGGUCGCAAGAUUGCCUUCAACACCACCCUCUUCAUCACGUCCAUCGCGACCAUCAUCUCGGGAGCUGCAACUCACUGGGCUUUCUUCGGCACCUUCAUUGCCCUGCUCGGUUUUGGCGCUGGUGGUAACUUGGUGCUUGAUCCUACCGUGUUCCUCGAGUUCUUGCCCUCAAAGAAGCAAUGGCUCGUCACGGCCAUGGCUACAUGGUGGGGAUUCGGACAGGCUUCUGCAGGAUUCAUUGCUUGGGGAUACUUCUCCCGAAGCGAUUGGAGCUGCGACCCCGCGGACCCUGACUCCUGCACUUGGCAAAACAACAAGGCCUGGAGACUUAUCAUGUUCACAUCCGGAGGCAUCAUCUUUAUCAUGUCCAUCGUCCGUGUCAUGGUGAUUGAACUCACAGAGACACCCAAGCACUUGCUCGCCCAUGGAAAGGAUGAGCAGCUCGUGGAGGAGCUCCAGGCUCUCGCUGCGAAGCACAACAGGCCUUGCUCUUUGACCGUCGUCCAGUUGCAGUCACUUGGCCAGGUCGAGACGGAGAGGACACACCGAGGAGUUGGAGAGUUUGCCCGGGAACUUGGAAGCCAUCUCAGGGGACUCUUUGUCACCCGAAAGAUUUCCAUUUCCACCAGUUUGAUCUGGUUCUCCUGGACGCUCAUCGGUCUUGCCUAUCCCCUAUUCUUCGUCUUUCUUCCCAGCCGCGUUCCAAACGACAACCCGUCUCUCAACACGACCUGGAGAGAUUACACCAUCACAAGUCUCUGUGCCUCCAUCGGACCGCUUAUCGCUGCCUACCUCGCCGAGAUCAAGUUCCUUGGACGCAAGCACACGAUGGGAAUUGGUGCAAUCAUCACGGCUGCCUUUUUCUUUGGCUACACCGCCGUCAAGACUUCUGCCCAGAACCUUGCUCUGAGCUGCUGCAUCUCCAUUUGCAUCAAUGUAUACUACGGAACCCUUUAUGCGUACACCGCCGAGGUUCUCCCCUCUGCUCACCGUACCACUGGUAACGGUAUCGCCGUGGCGCUGAACCGUGUCAUGGGACUCCUCUCGGCAGUCAUCGCCCAGGUUGCCGACACCACAACCGUGACUCCUCUGUACAUCUGUGCUGGGUUGUUCAUUGUGCUCAUGAUUGUCUCAGCUCUUAUGCCAUUCGAACCCCGAGGCCGACGAGCCUCUUAA